Molecule: messenger RNA, 1257 nt
Organism: Acytostelium subglobosum LB1
Lineage: Eukaryota; Evosea; Eumycetozoa; Acytosteliales; Acytosteliaceae
Exons: 4
Coding region: 1-1257 (418 amino acids)
Molecular function (GO): metal ion binding; protein binding
Source: RefSeq, a predicted model, not a curated record
AUGGUCAAGUUCGACGGCAGCAAGACCAAUCAAAGCUUCAAGAAGAAGCCAUGCCAUUUCUUCUGGAGGGGCAAGUGUACCAAUGGUGAUAGUUGUACAUUCUCACAUGAUGGAACUGAUAAACCAACUGAUGACCCUGAUGAUGAAUAUCGUCCAACUUCAUUCCUUGGCACAUCUUUUGGACCCAAGCAAUGCAAGUAUUGGAUGAAGUAUGGUAAUUGCCCUCGUGAUAGCUGUCCUUAUGAUCAUCAUAAAGAGGAGCAGCAACAACAACAACAACAAACAAAACUGAAACAAACUAGUCCUCAAAAGACUUCAACAACAUCUACGACAACGACCACUACUACAACAGCGACAACAGCGACAACAAACAAAACUAGUAAUAACAAUGGCAAUAGUAAUGGCAAAGGCAAAGUUGUUGGAGAUGAAAGUAAUGCAGGUGCAUCAACCACUUCAACAACUACAACACCACCAGUUCAGCCUUGGACAUCGAAGCUCGUUGUAGUCUCUGAUGUGAAGGGCGCACCAGAGCCAACUGAGGUGACAUCCCCUCCCAAGCUUCAGUCAGUGGAAGUUCUGCCUAAUUUAAGUAACUUGGAUCAAUUGGCAAGCGGCAAUGUUGUCAACAAUAACAACACAGUAACAGCUGCUACCACAAUGAUCCCACCAACAACUACAACGACCAAUCAGAUGGAUAACAACAACAACUCAACAUCAUAUCUUAUGACACCAUCUUCAAUGAAUGCAUUCCUUUCGCCAACUAUUACUCAAUCAUUUUAUGGACAGCAAUUGCUACAACAACAGCAACAACAGUUGCUGAUGCUGCAGCAACAACAACAACAGCAUCAACUUCAAAUGAAUGCAUACUUGUCAAACGUGGAUAUCCCAAUUACAACAGCAAUGCCAACGACACCAACCACUCCAAUGGCUUCAAUGUACACAUCGUCACCCAUAACAUCGUCGUCAUCGCCGCCAUCAGCAUCAUCAUCGUCAUAUCUGACGUGGGGCACUCAAGAGGUGAUACUUUGGCUCGUAUCAAUCAACAUGCCAGAGGCAGUGUACAAAGCGUUUGCACAGCAGGAGAUCAAUGGAAAGUCUUUGGACCUUAUCGAUCCUGCCGACUACAACGAAUUGGGCUUGACGACUGUCGGUCGAAGAAAGACCUUUGAGUCUGAGCGCAGUCAAUUGGCAAGCAAGAAAAUUGAUCAUCUUCAACAAGUUGUUGCUGGUCUUGGAAACCUUAGCUUUGGUAAAUAG